Anas platyrhynchos (mallard) is the source of this 6378-nucleotide messenger RNA. Its product is annotated as vesicular inhibitory amino acid transporter. Gene Ontology annotation, molecular function: L-amino acid transmembrane transporter activity. Gene Ontology annotation, biological process: amino acid transmembrane transport. Lineage: Eukaryota; Metazoa; Chordata; Aves; Anseriformes; Anatidae. Gene Ontology annotation, cellular component: vacuolar membrane. The record is from RefSeq and is a predicted model, not a curated record.
AUGGUAAGAUGGGACAGUUGCCUAGAAACUGAAGAGAAUGUGAAUUUUGCCAGAAGAGAUGAACUGAACAUUGAAGAGAGAGAGGAAUCAGAUGGACCCCUGAACUUUGAGCUUGAUGUUUGCCACGAGGAUCCAGAAUAUGAGUCCCCAACUCCCCUGUCACAUGCCCAGGUCAGACUGAUCACCAGCUGGGAAGCAGCAUGGAAUGUAACAAAUGCCAUUCAGAUUUUAAAUUCUUUGGAGAAAAGACCAUCUUUAUGCAGUCUGUUUGCACAGUGUCUUGCACAGUGGGAUUCUGAUCAAGGACUUCCAGGUGUUCCAAUAAUGAAAAAAUUUUCCAAAGGAAUUUUCGUCCUAGGAUUGCCAUAUGCUAUUCUCCACAGUGGAUACAGUGGCCUGUUUCUUAUUGUCUUGGCUGCAGUGUUAUGCUGUUAUACAGGCAAAAUUCUAAUCACUUGCCUGUAUGAAGAAAAUGAAGAUGGGCAGCUCGUAAGAGUGAGGGACACAUAUGAAGACAUUGCAAAUGUGUGCUGUAGAAAGCUAUCUCCAAACUUAGGUGGUAUAGUUGUCAAUGUGACCCAAGUAAUGGAACUGAUCAUGACAUGUAUUUUGUAUCUGGUUGUUAGUGGGAACUUGCUGUUACACAGUUUUCCAUAUGUACCAAUGACUGAGAAAACUUGGUCUGUAAUUGCAUUUAUUACAUUGCUGCCUUGUGUAUUUAUCAAGACUCUCAAAAUUGUUUCCAAACUCAGCCAGCUUUGCUCCUUGGUUCAUUUCAUUAUUCUCUUUGUAGUGAUGACUUACUGUCUCACACAAAUACAUCAGUGGUCCUGGGCAAAAUUCAAACUCUCAAUUGAGUUUGAGGACUUUUUGAUUUCUAUAGGGGUGAUCAUUUUCAGUUACACUUCACAAAUAUUUCUUCCCACACUUGAAGGUAACAUGAGAAAACCAGGGGAAUUUAGGUGCAUGCUGAAUUGGACUCAUUUUUUUGCUUGUGUCUUGAAAACAACCUUUGCCCUGACUGCGUUCUUAACCUGGGGUGAGGAGACAAAGGAAGUUAUUACUGACAACCUGCCAUCAUUUCUUCAAACCCUAGUGAAUUUGUGUCUUUUAACCAAGGCUCUUCUUUCUUACCCUUUGCCCUUUUUUGCAGCCACAGAAAUUGUGUAUGCUUGUAUUUCUAGAGGCAACUAUUCCAAUUACAGUUCUCCACUGUUUGCUCUGGGUCUAAGAGGCUCAUUUCUCCUGUUAACUCUGCUGAUGUCCAUGUUCAUACCACAUUUUGCCCUGCUGAUGGGUUUAACAGGCAGUAUAACAGGUGCUGCUAUGACUUUUCUUCUUCCUUCUCUCUUCCACUUAAAACUUAAAUGGAAAAAACUAUCCUUCUCUGAGAAAUGUGCAGAUAUCUCUGUUUUUAUUUUGGGUUUCCUUUGCAGCCUUGCAGGCAUAGUUUGCUCAAUAAGAGGGCUACUUAAAGUAUUUGGAGAAGGGUAAAAAGAUUUUCAGAAGGCCAAAUAAGGCCCUAAUCUUACAAACACUUUUACCCUGUUAGUCAGUAUAUAACAGAUUUUAUCAAUAAGUAAAAUUAAGCAUAUGCUUAAAUGUUUGUAGGAUCAAGGCAUUAAUUUGUAAAAGUAUGUGGUUCUAACCAAACUGAAAAAUAAUCUUUAUAGCCCAAAUGUACAAAAUGACCCACAUUUAAAAUGUUGGGAGGAAGGAAGUUGUUUGAGAUGGUUCGACAUCAAAAUAAUAUUAAAAUAAUACUAUGUAUUUUUGUUAAUACAAGACAUGCACAUCCUAAAAAGGUUACUGCAAGGGAUACCAAUCUCACCAGAAUGUCUCACAAGGUUAGAUCCUGCUCUUUCUCAAAACUAUGAAAUCUAGCUUAAAGGAUAUGAUAGAGUUUGAGAGAACUGUCAUUGCAAAUUGAUAAAAUGUAAUUUCACAGCAUUGGCAGAAUGUAAUCCAACAUGUGAACAGAACAAAUCAGUGAAUUCCAUAUUAGAUGUAAGACAAGCUCUACUACUUGUUUUUCAAGCAAGUAGGCAAAAAGAGAACUCAGUUUAUAACAGCUUUGAAAGCCUGUUUUUAUCAUGAGUUCAGAUGGGAAUUGUCAAAGUAAAAGGGACAUUCUAACAACUCACAGUCAUGGAAAAGGGAAUUUGUUCUAAAAGAAGCUGUAGCUGAUGACUGCAGCUUUUCUACAAGUAUAAUUCCUAAGAUUCAUGCCCCCGCAAUGCAGUUAUUCUAUUGGUUGGGUUACAACAAGUCUCAUUGGUAGCCGGAAUAAGUUAAUAUGCAGUUCACUUUCCCUCUUAGGCAGGAAAUUUCUUUGAUCUUUUUAUUUUAUCUGAUGAUACUAAAAGCUCAAUGAAGUAAAUCAAGUUCAAUAAACAGACACUCAGUUAACUUUCUAUACAACUUACUGGAUCUUUAGCUUUAAAAGAUAUCAUCUUAAUAAAAAGAUCAGCAUCACAAUGUAUUUCACUUUAGGGAUAAAACAUUAUGACAAGAAGCAAUCUAAUCAGAGUACUUUAAUGAAUACAUAUCAUCUUAUUGUACUAAACUUAUGUUAUGUUAGGUAAUUAAAGUAAUGGUUUGAGAAAGAAAGUCUGCUUUUUCUUUACGAACAAUUUCACACAAUCUUUUACUCUGUUAUAUAAAAAACCUUUGCAAGUCAAUAUGAGACUGGAUCACAGAGUAAAAAGCCCACUAGUAACUGCUUAAGUAAACUAUUUUUCUAUGUAGCAUCUUAGCGUGAAUGUUUCUGUCCUGCAUGAGCAACAGUGACCUCUCAAGGCUUAUGUGCUGAAUGAUAAAUAACAUGCAAUUAAAUUUAAGAGAGUCCUAAUAAGCUUUGUAUGUCACCCUCUUCCUUUCUUUGUCUCUUAAUGUACACUUGUCAUGCAUGGAAUAGUGAUGAAAUCAUUAUUAGAAUUAAUGUAUUAUAUAAUUACAAAUAUAUUAAGAAAACUGAUGAAUUAACUAGUUUUUUAGAACUUGCUUUAUUUCUUUGUUACAAUGGGUCAAAUUCUGCACUUAUCUUAAAUCCACAACAGUUUAAUUCAUUGAUACUGAGAUUUGUACUGGAAUGAAUAGAAAGUAUCCAUUUUUUAAGAAGUCUUUUUAUUUUUGUGUAGAAUGACAAAGACUCAGUGAAGUAGCUGAAAGCCUGUUAUUACCCCUAUGACACGGUCAGAAUGAUAUUAUUACUUGGAUGAUGUCAAUGAAAGGAUGUCAUUACUUAUUGUAUGGAGAAGUUUCACAGAUAAACAAAUAUACAGGAAUAGUCUUUGUUGUAGUUAUUCUAGGUAAAUCUCUGAGGACAAAGAGUGAUAGUCCAAAGAGCUCUAUAAAAAUUCUUUCAGCUAGUUUACUUAACAACUCUCCACAAAUUAUUCACCUUUAUUUUUAUUUUUUUUUCCCCUCUCAUCUCCUAUUCUUAUUUAAUGGCUUUUUUACUCUGACUCUUUAGAAAUUCUUGAAAUUGCUACCCAGGAAGGCUUGGAAAUGGGAUAAGUAGCUUUUUAUAUGGCAAUUUUAGGAAUUCCGUGGCUUAUCAAUGUGAUUUAAAGCUGUCUUUAGGUGGAUUUUUUUCUCUUAGCCUUUUCAGGAAGCCAAUGCCUAUUCCUUUUAAGCCAAAGAUGGUCAUUUCCCCCACAAACAUGUGUCACUUAUGUACAUUUUUUCCUACCAAGGGAGAUGAUUCGAUGAUUCAUGUUUUGUAAGAUGAGUACUUAUCGCCCUUAUUUAAUCAUUUAAUCACUUAACAUUAAGGAGCUGCAGGGACUAUUAUUAAUCUAUUAUUUGACCACUCCUGAAUUAUUCAUUGUAAUAUUUUAUGGUGCUUUAUCAAGUAAAUAUAACUGUAAAUGCACAAAAUUGAAAGGAAUGUCAUCCGAGUGGAAGGCCUUGAGAAGUCACUUAGCACACACCACUAGAAUAAGAGAGGAAGUGUAGUUCAAGAUUCCUUUUUUGUGACCAGCACUCAGCAAUUUUGAAGUGUGUCAUUGUUGUAGGACACAAAAGCUGUAUGAGCUUCCCAUUAAAGCCGUGGCCAGACAUCUUCAGGAGAAACUGUCUUCAGGGGUCAACAAGAUUAAAUGAACCUUCAAACUCAGAAAGGCAAAGAUACACAUACAGCUGAAGCCUGAAUAUACUCAGCACAUGUUAAAGACAAAAGUAAAUACACAUCAUAUAAGGCUGACUCAUUGAAAAUUCAUUUCCUAAAACACACAAAUGCAUAAUUUUAUUUAUAAACUUAUUUCUGAAUUCUUUCCAAAGGCAAAAUUCUAUCAAAAUGUACAUAAAAUAUUUCAAGAAGUCAUAGAAUCACAGAAUAUUUGGGGUUGGAAGGGACUUAAAGACCAUUCAGUUCCAACCCCUCUACUAUGGGUAGGGGCACCUCCACUAGAACAAGGUUUCCCAAAGCCCCAUCCAGCCUGGCCUUGAACACCUCCUGGGAUGUGGGAAUCCACAGCUUCUCAGGGCAACCUGUGCCAGUGCCUCGCCAUUCUUAUACUAAAGAAUUUCUUCCUUGUAUCUCAUCUAAAUCUACCCUCUUUUAGUUUAAAGCCAUUACACCUUGUCCUAUCAUUACACUCCCUGACAAAGAGUCCCUUCCCAGCUUUAGCUUAAAUUUUCAACUGUCCAUAGUAGACAUUAAGUUCCAUCUAUAUAAAUGUCUAGAGAAUCUAGGAAAGACGGAAUUACUAGGAAUUACAAACCAGAAGGCACUGCAUUUAUCUGUAUAAUGACUAUUGGGUGUUUUUGUCACUAAAUUUGUACUACCAAUCAUUAGAACCACUGAAGCUAGAAAAGUAAAAGACUGACUAAACAUUAUUAAUCUAUUAUUUGGUCUCUCCUAGAUUAUUCAUUGUAAUAUUUUAUUGUGUUUUAUCAAAGGUUAUUCCAAAAGGGAAAAAAAAAAAAAAAAAAAAAAAAAAAAGCAGUAGUAAACGUGAGAAAAACAUGCUAAGGAACAAAUUAUAUACUGAAAUAAAGCAUUUACAAACAGUCUUGCCUCAUUUAUUGUGCCAGCAAAGGUAUAAGUAAAGGAUCGUGUUUUCAUUCAGCAAGAAUAUCACAAGCGUUGUUCAAAACGCUUCUCCCAUUUUAUAGGGAUUGCAGUGACAACACCACCAGACUCCAGAUUUGUAGUUCUGGAAGUAGUUAUGCAGAUUCAAGUCAAUCAGAUAACUCUAAAAUUAAAUUGUAGGAUCAACUAACAUAUCUCCUGCAGGUAAGCUGAGGAGCUUCAAGUGUUUAUUUAAGAAAACUUGCAAAAGUUUAAAUCUAAAGUUAGGGUGAAAACCUGUCUCCAACUGUCUCAGUGGAACUAUAAUCAUUGUCUUCAGUGGACCAAGUCUAUAAUGUUUAUAGUCCAUUACCAAUGUUUAAUUCACUUUUACACCAAAGCUUGACUGUCACUUACUUUAUAACUGGAGGUUAUUUUCCACAUUAUCACAUCUUUUAUCUUUUUCCAGUAGUGAGAUAAAUGUUUUCCCUCUUGAUGCUACUGAUAUGUUAGAGAUACAUCAAAAAAGCCAUUGAAAGAAAUUCUUGAGGCUAACACUACUUCAUUAACUCUUCAUCUUUGAUUAUUCACUUCAUUUUUAUUGGAAAGUGAAUUCUGAACUGUGUGUAAGAAAUACACUAUUUCUUACAUUAACUGGCUACUCUAAAAAUAUGGUUGUACAAAACUGAAACAAAUCUGGUAUCCUGUCUAUUUCAUUAUAUCAAGUUUCAAUUUUCAGUAUUUCUUUUCAGAUCUACAAAUUUUUAAAAACUGAUAGCUGAUUUUUACAGCUAAACAUUUGUUCAGUUCUUCUGCAUUAUUAGUAAUAACCUGGAAGAUAGAUUGGUCUUAGAAAAUGUUUAUCUUCCAGAAUUGAGUAGGAAAGGAGAUGUAUCUCGAAAACUAUUUUGCUAGUAUGUUCAGAUUUACUUGUCCCUAGUGUUCACAUGGGAAAUAAAUUCUUGGAAAAAUUAUUGUGUUGUCUAGUAGUUGGUAAUGAAUUUGAGAAUACACAGUUUAGAAAGCACUUAAGCAUUUUCAUCCACUGCUUAAAUAUUUGUCAAGCUGUUGCCACUUUGCAGUUAACUAUUUUUUAUCCUUACGUGGUGCCAUUGUUUUUCUUUAUGCGAUAACCUCUCAAACUUCUAAUAUAUUUGUAUUCACACAAAUAUAUUUCCUGCCUCUUUGAAGGAGGAAAAUACCAAAAUCUCCAUUUUACAGUUGCAAGACCAAUACUCAGAAUGUGGAAGGACACAAAAUGGAGCACCAACAGAAUUUAGGCAGCCAGCACUCUUAAUACUCUUCUCUAUACCACAUCAUUGUCAUCCUCACAGUCAUCACUUUUUUUUUUUUUUUUUUUU